AUGGGCACCACGCGCUGUUUGGGUAUAAAUUUGGCAAUGAAGAUGAUGCACAAGUUCUUUGCUGAGGUUUUCCGGCGGUGGAAUAUUGUAAUCGUGAAUAUGACCCGCCCUUGGGAUAGCAGCAAGAAGACUUCUUUGUUCGCAUCACAUCUCGGUCAAUUCAAAUCUAUGAUAAGCCAACUUAACAUCUGGUCAGCUAAGCUUGUGUCUUGA
Botrytis fragariae is the source of this 213-nucleotide messenger RNA. RefSeq lists its product as uncharacterized. NCBI's taxonomy places the organism in Eukaryota, Fungi, Ascomycota, Leotiomycetes, Helotiales, Sclerotiniaceae. The transcript is spliced from 2 exons. The record is from RefSeq and is a predicted model, not a curated record. Gene Ontology annotation, molecular function: oxidoreductase activity, acting on paired donors, with incorporation or reduction of molecular oxygen; iron ion binding; monooxygenase activity. The coding region runs from base 1 to 213 and encodes 70 amino acids.